Messenger RNA from Fulmarus glacialis (Northern fulmar), 558 nucleotides. RefSeq names its product LY6/PLAUR domain containing 6 (gene LYPD6). Gene Ontology annotation, molecular function: acetylcholine receptor inhibitor activity. The transcript is spliced from 5 exons. The record is from RefSeq and is a predicted model, not a curated record. Bases 1 to 558 code for a protein of 185 amino acids. Lineage: Eukaryota; Metazoa; Chordata; Aves; Procellariiformes; Procellariidae. Gene Ontology annotation, biological process: positive regulation of canonical Wnt signaling pathway.
AUGGCCAUCGCGUUGCUAGUCCUGUGUGGGUCUCAGCUGCCAGACAAACAUUUGGAGGCAGAGGUGGAAGCCGUGCAGCCCAGGGACUUCACCGUGAAGGACAUCGUCUACCUCCACCCUUCCACCACACCGUAUCCUCACGGAUUUAAAUGUUUCACCUGCGAAAAGGCAGCAGAUAAUUACGAAUGCAACCGAUGGGCUCCGGAUGUCUAUUGUCCAAGAGGUACAAGAUACUGCUUUAGCCAACACAUGAUGAAAGUUACUGGAGAAAGCGUAUCCGUCACCAAACGCUGUGUACCAUUAGAGGACUGUCUGUCUACGGGAUGCACCUACGUAAAGCAUGAAGAAUACAAGAUCUGCACCUCCUGCUGUGAAGGAAGCAUCUGCAACUUGCCACUACCAAGGAACACAACAGACGCCGUAUUUACAACCCUCUCCCCCCUCAACAAAACACAGAGACUUUCUCAGCCCGUCCUGCUGACAACGGCGUGUCUCUGGUUGGGGCUGAUGUCACAGCACUGGGUCACGUUGCCACGCGUGGCGGGUCCGGGCAGCUGA